Messenger RNA from Diachasmimorpha longicaudata, 2166 nucleotides. RefSeq lists its product as uncharacterized. The record is from RefSeq and is a predicted model, not a curated record. Lineage: Eukaryota; Metazoa; Arthropoda; Insecta; Hymenoptera; Braconidae. Bases 1007 to 2020 code for a protein of 337 amino acids. The transcript has 2 exons.
CCGAUUUUUUUGUUAAAUCGAGUGACGCGUUUGUUGUCAUUCGUUAAAAGGCAUUGCAAUAGUAAAAAUGUCUAAAAACUUUGAAAGUUACGAUUUAGAGUCCCUUAAAAAAUAUCUCGCGGGUCGCGAAUCGUAUGAGGGACGACAAAAGCCUCAAUUUCGCCAGAAAAGAGUACGCGUAUGUGUUGAUAAAUAUACCGAUGAUGAUUACCUAGACAGUGAUGGCAUGUGCAUUCCAGCAAAAGCGCGGAAAAUCGCGAUAGGGUCAGGAUUGGAAUGCGAAGUGGAAGAUUUCCUUGUUGAUCCUUCUUGCGUAUGUAAAUAUAAAUUUCUCGGUGAAAUAUGGAAUAAAAUCCAUAUCAGAUAUCGCAGGGACAAAUUACACUCUCAAGAUGAGGGCAUAGACAUGUGUACGACUUUUAAAGUAUGUUACAAUGAAGAACCUGCAGAAUCUAAUAAAGAAAUCGAAUCGAAUUUUCAAAUGAGAUAUAAUCCUCCAUCACUGAGAAGCAUUGCAAUCGCGAAUUUAUUAAAUGAAAGGAAAUAUGCGAAAAAUGCAAAAACUUUGGCUGUGGUUACUAAAGCAAUUGUGCAUAAUAGUGAUGUAUUAUUAUAUAAAAUGUCGAAGUCAAAUGGUUUUUUCGACUGCAUAGAACACACAAGAUUAUGCAAAGCAGGAGUGGGGGAAAAACUCUAUUGGUACUACUUUUUUAGGGCGUGUGAGGAAGAAUAUUAUCUCCCUGCGGGGGAGGAGACAUUGGUCUACAAGAAAGGAAAUGGGCCAAUCAUUGACCUUUCCUUUCAAUAGCCAACAAAUGCAAAACAAGUGGGGGGGCGAAAAAAAGGAAAACUCGAGCAUCCGCCCCCAUCAGGUAUGCAAAGGACCCCCCACCAAGGGCAAAUCUUCAAAAAAGUGUGGAAAACUUAGCCCCUCCUCCUCUAAACUAGGGAUGCAUCAAGGACCCCAGUGAGAUCAUUUUACUGCAUUUACGUUUUUUACGUCAAAAUGACAUCAAGUCAAAUGAACUCAUCUCCAAAAUCCAGUUAUCAAUCAGGUUAUCAGCCUGGAACUUUUAAACCUAAAAAAUCUAAAUAUGGUGGAAACAAGGCCAAUCAAAACGGAAUUAAGAUAAUUAGUGAUCGUGUAGUGCAAUAUAACAGUGAUGAGAAAAGAUCAAUUGAAAAAAUAGUGAAAAAAGUGAAACUCCAACGACGUGAAAUUUCCAAGACAGCCCCUGUCAUAAAUAUUGACUUUGACCUCCAAACGGUUGAAAAGAUGAAGAAAAAAAACUCAACCAGACGAUUGGGCCAUAAAUCAGCCGGUAGCACUCAAAGUGGCUCUAAAAUCCUGAAAGUCAAUAAUAAAAAAACAAGUGAAAUCAUGCAAGUGAGUACAGAAGAAAAAAAGUUAUGGAUUAAUAUGUUAGAAAAAGAUCUUGAUUUAUUCAAUCAAGUGAACUACAUUGAUAAGAAAAAGGAUCUGAAAAAAAUACAGGCUCGCGAAAAACGUUUAAAACUCGCGGAAAAAAAGAAGGCCGACUUUAUCGCUCGCGAAAAACGUCGCGAACUAGCUAAGGAAAAACAAAGACAAUUUAGAGCUCGCGAAUCAGAAAAAAAUCGAUCCAAGGACAACACAUCGGAGGAUAUCAUCCCUGAGCCCAUGAUGGAAUUGGAUUCAUCGAUCGAGAUCAUUCCCAGCACUCCAUCGGUAAUUAAUUUAAUCCUGGAACGCGAGGGUGAAGAUGCUCAGCAUGGAUCAUUGAAUUUCGCGGCCUCAACCCCUACAAAACCGCGAAAAUCUAUCGAGGAAAUCGAGGCCGUUCUAGUCGCGUUGGGCGCGAAUCUAGAACAAAGGAAUCGCGAGGACGAUUACGAAGGGCGAUGGGCUCCAACGCAGCGCCAAAAAGAGCUUGAUCAAAUUGCGAUGCAAUUGGAUCAAAGCGGGGAUGAUGAUGAUGAAGGAUUGGUCAUCCAGAGUCUUGAUUUCACCCCGUUAUCACCCAGUAACCGUUCGGGCUAAAAAUUCAUUAAACGUGUUUGUAUUUUUUGAAUAGCUGAAAUAAAAGUCAUAAAUUUUAUUGCAUUAACGGUGAGUCUUGACUUUUUUUUAUUGCUAGGCAAGACCCAAUAUUCCCUCUCCUGUCCCCAGCCCUUUUUUUUUCUCGU